AACUGACCUUCAUUUUGCAUGUAAACAAAAUGUUUUUUCCUCUUUUCACCCGUCUUUAAAUUUCAGAAAUUCAAAACAAGAAAAACAGAGUAGCCCAAGAAAUGAGAAUCUUAGCCGACAAUGGAACUCCCCCAGUUCCAGAUUCAUCGAUUCCUGAGAAUUACGCUUUCGAAAUUGGUAAACAAGGGGAGGAAGUAGUUGAACAAGAAGAAGAAGUGAACGACAGCCCAAUUGAGCAAGUGAGGCUCACGGUUCCGAUCACCGACGAUCCAACUCAACCCACCAUAACUUUCCGGACAUGGGUUCUGGGCCUAAUCUCUUGUUCCCUUCUCGCUUUCAUCAACCAGUUUUUCGGCUACCGGUCCAACCAGCUCUACGUCAGCUCCGUCGCCGCACAAAUCGUAGUUCUCCCACUUGGGAAGUUAAUGGCUGCCGCAGUUCCCAAAACCGUAAUUCGAGUCCCCUUGACGAAAUGGUCCUUCUCGCUAAAUCCAGGGCCGUUCAAUCUGAAAGAGCAUGUUCUGAUCACCAUAUUCGCCAACUGUGGAGCCGGGGGAGUUUACGCAGUCGCCAUUAUCACCGCUGUCAGAGCUUUCUACCACCGUGGAAUCCACGCCGCCGCCGCCAUGUUACUGGUCCAAACCACUCAGAUGCUUGGAUAUGGAUGGGCUGGAAUGUUCAGAAAAUAUCUCGUGGAUUCACCUUACAUGUGGUGGCCUUCAAAUCUCGUUCAAGUCUCCCUUUUCAGGGCGUUACAUGAGAAGGAGAAGAGACCCAAAGGAGGGCAGAACAGGCUGCAAUUCUUCACGAUUGUGUUCAUAUCAAGCUUUGCAUACUACGUCGUGCCGAGCUACUUGUUCCCAUCGUUAUCGACUCUAUCGUUCAUUUGCUUGAUAUGGAAGAACUCCAUUACUGCACAGCAGAUUGGUUCAGGGCUAAAGGGGCUAGGAGUCGGCUCAAUCGGCUUUGACUGGUCAACCGUUGCCGGGUUCUUGGGGACACCACUAGCGACGCCAUUGUUCGCCAUCAUCAACACUCUAGCUGGGUUUGCCUUGGUUGUUUAUGUGAUCGUCCCCAUUGCUUACUGGAACAAUGCCUUUGAAGCUAAGAAGUUCCCAAUCUUCUCACAACACACUUAUGACAGUGGUGGUCAGAUCUAUAACGUAACGCGGGUCCUGAAUGAGAAGAGCUUUGGGAUUGAUCAUGCUGCUUAUGAGAAUUACAGCAGGUUGUAUCUCAGUGUUACUUUCGCGUUCGUCUAUGGCAUGAGCUUCGCUGCACUUAUGGCUACCAUUUCCCAUGUUGCUCUCUUUGAUGGGAAAACAAUUUGGGAUAUGUGGAAGAAGACAACUGGUGCAAUGAAAGAUCAGUACACAGAUGUCCACACUAGGCUGAUGAAGAAGAACUAUGAAGCUGUCCCACAAUGGUGGUUCAUGACUAUCUUGGCUAUAUCUCUGGCCCUUGCAUUUGUUGCUGUGGAGGGUUUUAACAAACAGUUGCAGCUCCCUUGGUGGGGACUCCUCUUAGCUUGUGGGAUUGCCUUGUUCUUCACCUUGCCAAUUGGUAUAAUUCAGGCCACAACCAAUCAGCAAAUGGGGCUGAAUGUAAUCACAGAGCUCAUCAUCGGAUACAUGUACCCCGGUAGGCCACUGGCGAAUGUGGCUUUCAAAACAUAUGGCUACAUCAGCAUGGCACAAGCACUUAGCUUUCUUCAAGACUUCAAGUUAGGUCACUACAUGAAAAUCCCUCCCAAGGUCAUGUUCCUAGUCCAGACAGUAGGGACGCUAGUUGCUUCAACGGUCUACUUUGCAACAUCGUGGUGGCUUCUCACGGACAUCAAAGACAUCUGCAACCCGGACUUGCUCCCGAAGGGAAGUCCAUGGACCUGCCCUGGAGACGACGUCUUCUACAGCGCUUCGAUCAUUUGGGGAGUGAUAGGACCCCUCAGAAUGUUUACCGAUAGCGGGAACUACCCUCAAAUGAACUGGUUCUUCCUUGUCGGUCUACUUGCUCCGGUGCCCGUGUGGCUAUUGUGGAGGAAGUUCCCGGAGAAGAAAUGGAUAAGGCUGAUCCAUAUGCCCUUGAUCUUUGCAGCAACAGCAAAUAUGCCACCAGCCAAGCCAGUGCACUACUUGACAUGGGGCACAGUUGGGAUUUUCUUCAACUACUAUGUCUACAGAAAGUACAAGGGAUGGUGGGCUAGGCAUACUUACAUUCUGUCAGCUGCAAUGGAUGCUGGUGUUGCCUUCAUGGGGAUACUUGUCUACUUCACACUUCAGAAUAAGGACAUUUACGGCGCAGAAUGGUGGGGAUUGCAAGCUGAUGAUCACUGUCCCUUGGCCAAAUGCCCUACUGCUCCCGGGAUUCAAGUUGAUGACUGCCCUCUCAUUCAUUGAGAUCUGUCCAUACUUACUGCAGUCUUCAGUUUGUGCUGCAUCUUCUGGCUUUGAUUGAUUCUGUCUUUAAGACUUUACGAAGCAGUACAGCAAACAUCAAUUGAUCCGCCAGCCGGGGGUAUAUUAUAUGGUUUUUUUGUUUCCACGGAUAGCUUUCUUUUUGGAGUUUAGCUACCAGUUCGUGUAGCAGUUCCCGGCAUCGCUGCCGCUAGCGUGCAGACAAAUGGAGCCUUCGCUGCAUCCCAUGGCCUACCAUUUCUUAUCGCUAGACGUCAACUACUUUCCCCUGCAUAUAAAACCAACACAUGACACUAAUUAAAUAGAAAGCAGAAUCCUUUGGAGAUGUUCUUCUCUAUUUCAUGAGAUAAGAACUCUAAUGGGGGAACAGGAUAACAAUGGGUUUGACGAUGACCAUCCCAAGACCAAGCCUGGUGCCUUCGAGAUUGAGAAACCUGGCCAUCUUCCUUCAUUAUCAGGUGGGUUUUCUCUAUUUUCUCAAAACUAACACUGACAGCAAAGUUUCCAACUUUUUUCUUCUGGGUUUGGUGGGAAAGGCUACUGCUGCUGGUGUGACUCUGUUUCUCUUUUGGCAGAGGAAGAAGAGGUGAACGACAACCCGAUUGAGCAAGUCCGGCUGACGGUUCCGAUAACCGACGACCCGACCCAGCCCACAUUGACAUUCCGGACAUGGGUUCUGGGGAUAGCGUCUUGUGCUAUUCUAGCGUUUGUGAACCAGUUCUUCGGUUACAGGACCAAUCAGCUCUCUAUCAGCUCCGUCACUGCUCAGAUUCUGGUCCUGCCACUCGGCAAGUUGAUGGCUGCCACGCUUCCCAGGACUGUGAUUCGAGUCCCCCUCACAAAGUGGUCUUUCUCGCUGAAUCCAGGGCCGUUUAACUUGAAAGAGCACGUUCUGAUCACCAUUUUCGCCAAUUGUGGGUCAGGAGGGGUUUAUGCUGUUCAUAUCAUUACCUCAGUCAGAGCUCUCUACCAUGGCAGCAUCAGCCCCAUUCCAGCCAUGUUGCUGGUACAGACCACUCAGGUAAAUUGAACUGAACCAUCACCAUCCUCACAAGCAUAUAUGCAUCUGAUUCUAGAAUACAUGAAUUUCGAGAAAUCAUAUAUUUGGUGUUUUUCAGUUGCUUGGAUAUGGAUGGGCGGGUAUAUUCAGGAAGUUCCUGGUGGAUUCACCUUACAUGUGGUGGCCAGCAAACUUGGUCCAAGUUUCACUCUUCAGGGCAUUGCACGAGAAAGAGAAGAGGUCAAAGGGAGGCCAAACAAGGCUGCAAUUUUUCACCCUGGUUUUUGUAUGCAGUUUUGCUUACUACAUCGUACCAAGCUACCUCUUCCCAUCGAUAUCGACCAUAUCAGUCAUCUGUUUGAUAUGGAAGAACUCCAUCAAAGCUCAGCAGAUUGGAUCGGGGAUGAGUGGCCUUGGGAUUGCCUCAAUUGGGCUAGACUGGUCUACUGUUGCCGCCUUCUUGGGAACUCCCCUGGCCACACCACUGUUUGCCAUUGUCAACACCAUGGUUGGUUUCUUCAUGGUGAUUUACGUUAUCAUCCCGAUCGCUUACUGGAACAAUGCAUACCAUGCCAAGAAAUUCCCCAUCUUCUCCUCCAAGACCUUCGAUAGUACAGGGCAUCGAUAUGAUAUCGACAGGAUUCUGAAUAAGAAGACGUUUGACAUCGACUAUCCUGCCUACGAGAGCUAUAGCAAACUUUACCUCAGUGCCACUUUUGCCUUUGUGUAUGGGAUGACUUUUGCUGGUCUCAUGGCUACCAUUACACAUGUGAUUUUGUUUGAUGGGAAAACAAUUUGGGAGCUGUGGAAGAAGACUACAGGCGCGGUGAAGGACCAGUAUACCGAUGUGCACACGAGGCUGAUGAAGAAGAACUAUGAAGCAGUACCGGAAUGGUGGUUCUUGAUCGUCCUGGCUAUCUCUCUCGCUCUGGCGUUUCUUGCAGUUGAAGGUUUCAACAGACAGCUACAGCUUCCAUGGUGGGGACUCCUCUUAGCAUGUUGCAUUGCCCUUACCUUCACCUUACCAAUAGGAAUCAUCCAGGCCACCACAAAUCAGCAAAUAGGGCUAAAUGUGAUCACAGAGUUGAUUAUCGGGUACAUGUACCCCGGCAAGCCACUCGCGAAUGUCGCUUUCAAGACCUACGGAUACAUCAGCAUGGCACAAGCCCUAGGGUUCUUAGCAGACUUCAAACUCGGCCAUUACAUGAAAAUCCCUCCAAAAGUCAUGUUUGCAGUUCAGGUAAAACCCAAUCGAAACCCUAAUUACUGAUUACUAUGCCACAAACAACCUCCUCUACGCACAAUUUCCACCCACAUCAAGACAUUCUUUUCCCCUCUUCCACAGACGGUGGGCACAUUGGUGUCUUCAACAGUCUACUUCGGGACAGCCUGGUGGCUACUCUCAUCGGUGAAAGACAUCUGCAAUCAGGACAACCUGCCGCCGGGGAGUCCAUGGACGUGUCCCGGCGACAACGUCUUCUACAGCGCCUCGAUCAUUUGGGGGGUAAUUGGUCCUCUCAGAAUGUUCACCAACAAGGGGAUCUACCCAGAGAUGAACUGGUUCUUCCUCAUCGGCGCGCUCGCCCCGGUACCCGUGUGGCUGCUGGCGCGGAAAUACCCAGAGAAGAAAUGGAUCAAGCUGAUCCACAUGCCGCUCAUAUUCGCCGCCACGGCGAACAUGCCGCCGGCGAGGCCCGUUCACUACUGGUCGUGGGGAGUGGUGGGGAUCUUCUUCAACUACUACAUCUACAAGAAUUACAAGGGGUGGUGGGCUCGGCACACAUACAUCCUGUCGGCCGCCAUGGAUGCCGGCGUCGCCUUCUUGGCUGUGCUGAUUUACUUUCUGCUGCAGGACAAGAACAUCUACGGUCCGCAGUGGUGGGGAUUGGAAGGGGAUGACCACUGCAAAUUGGCGACUUGCCCUACAGCCCCUGGAGUCAAUAUCACGGGUUGCCCUGUUUUCUAAUUCUAGCAAUGUGUUUUUUUUUAGCCCGCUGUGCUUUGACUUUCCACAUCAUAUUAUAGGACACAUCUUAGAGGGGAAGAAAAAAACAAAGGGAAUGAAAUGCUAGGAGUUGAAGUUUUUGUUUCCUCUUCCAUUCCAAGUUCCAACUGUUGUAAACUUGUAAUCUUUUUUUAGUUUUUGAAUAAAAGUUCACGUUCUAGCUUUUA
Molecule: messenger RNA, 5586 nt
Organism: Linum tenue
Lineage: Eukaryota; Viridiplantae; Streptophyta; Magnoliopsida; Malpighiales; Linaceae
Source: the annotation of a GenBank genome assembly